UCACCACGCAUGCUCUAUCCCCCACUAUUGAACAUUACCUUAUCAGCGCGAGCGCAGUGGAAAGGGACAGAAGUCAACGCUGCGCACUCCAGACCAUAUACAUCCAGUCAGACUAUUGUGCGAUAGCCUAUACCUAGGCUACAUAUGGUUGAUUGACCAAGCUUUUAACAUUUUUCUUUAUUCACCCUAGGACAACAUAUUUGAAUAUAUUACUAGGCCUAGGCUACGAUUGUGAAUUUGACAGACGCAUCAACAUUCGCAACAUCAACAUGACAGACGCAUCUACAUUCAACAUCAACACCGCGUUUUGAUCCUAAAGGAUGGCUGAAGCAGAACUACAGGCGUUUACGUCUAUGAUGGACGCACUCGUUCAAAUCAGCUCUAACAUGAAGAGUAUGGAGCGGGAGCUGCAUUGCCCGGUGUGUACUGAGAUGGUGAAGCAGCCCAUCAUCCUGCCGUGCCAGCACAGUGUGUGUCUGCUGUGUGCUGCUGAGGUGUUAAUCCAGAGAGGAUACCCUCCCCCAGACCUCCCCCCAGAGCCCAACUCCCCGGCUGCAUCCCCCAACACACGCUCCCCGCGCGGGGCACGCAGACCCCCGCCCAAGACCACCGACCGCCUGGACCGCGUCCUCAGACCAGGUUUUGGGACGUACCCCGGGCGUCGUCGUAAGGACAUGUCUCCUGCCCCCAUGCUGUUCCCCUGUCCGUCCUGUCACAAGGAGGUGGAGCUGGGGGAGAGAGGACUGACCGAUUGCCUCAGGAAUCUCACCUUGGAACGCAUCGUAGAGAGGUACAGACACACAGUGAGCCUGGGCAGCGUGGCUAUAAUGUGUGGCUUCUGUAAGGUUCCUCAGUCCUUGGAGGCCACUAAGGGCUGUGCUGACUGCAGGUCCAACUUCUGCAACGAGUGUUUCAAGCUCUACCACCCCUGGGGAACGCUCCGCUCCCAGCACGAACACAUACUGCCCACCAACAACUUCAGACCAAAGGUCCUAACGUGUCUGGAGCAUGAGCAGGAGAGGUUGUUGUGGUACUGUCGCUCCUGCCAGAGACUGCUGUGUCCUCUCUGUAAGCUCCGCAGAGUCCACCACGGCCACAAGGUGGCGCCCAUCGCACAGGCCUGCCAGGCACUAAAGGACAAAAUCACCAAGGAGAUCAACUACAUUCUGGCCAAUCAGGACACAGUAAAGGCUCAGAUAACUCAGCUGGAGAGUGCCAUCACACAUAUGGAGUUGAACAGUGCGUUGGCGAGGGAGCAGUUGUCCCAGUCUGUGAGGGAGCUGGGGGCGUCUCUAGCUGAGCGACAGGGAGCGUUGACCCUGGCCCUGGAGGGGGCCCGGCUGAGAAGGGGGGAGGCCCUGUCGGCCCAGGUGUCUGAGAGGAGGGGUCUGCAGGAGGACGGCGGGUUAAUGGCCUACACACAGGAGCUGCUCAAAGAGACCGACCAACCCUGCUUCGUACAGGCCGCACGAAUCACCCACAACAGGCUGGUGAAAGCGAUAGAGAAUCUGCAGUGUUUCUCUCUCUCGGCUGAUCCCUCCUUCAGACACUUCCACAUGGACGCCUCCAGAGAAGUGAAACUCAUCAGCAACAUGGAAUACAUAAGAGCCCCAUUGGCUCCUGUGAUUGACACUCAGCGGACGCUGGCCUAUGACCAGCUGUUCCUGUGCUGGCGACUCCCCCAGGACUCCGCCCCUGCCUGGCACUUCUCCGUUGAGUUCCAGCGGCGAAUGGGAUUGACCGAGGCAGGCUGGGGAGGAGAGGUCAGAAGUCCCAAUGCUCCAGUGGCGUGGCAACGCCUGGAGGAGGUGGGCGGGACUAGUGCUGUGAUUGACAGGCUGGAGAUGGACAGUGUGUACGUGUUAAGGGUGAAAGGAAGCAAUAAGGCGGGGUUUGGAGAGUACAGCGAAGAGGUUUACCUGCACACACCACCCGCACCAGUGUUGUGUUUCUCUCUGGACUCUCGCUGGGGUUUGCAUGCUGACCGACUGGCGCUGGGUAAAGGACAGACGUAUGCCCGCAGCGUGCCUGGCCUCUCCCUUCUGCAGGCCGCCGACCGCUCCCUCACUUCCUGUCACCUGACCUCUGACCUCCUCAUAGGCGACCUGGCCAUCACCCAGGGAAGGCACUACUGGGCAUGCUCGGUGGAGCCCGGCUCCUACCUGGUCAAGGUGGGAGUUGGACAGGAGGCCAAGCUCCAGGAGUGGUUCCACCUUCCCCAGGACAUGACCAGCCCCCGCUAUGACCCAGACAGUGGCCAUGACAGUGGGGCUGAGGAUUCCCCAGACUCCUCCCCUCCCUUCUGCUUCCUCACCAUGGGCAUGGGCAAGGUCCUCUUACCCCAGGGGGCAGCAAACUUACACCACAGUACCCACAGUACCCAUGGGAACAACCAUGGCCCCCCUACUGCCCCCCUGCCCCCGCGCCUGGGGGUUUGUCUGGACUUCGAGAAGGGGCGGGUCACAUUCUACGACGCCCACUCGCUGCGCACCCUGUGGGAGGGGCAUGUGGAUUGCUCUGCCCCUGUGUGCCCAGCCUUUUGUUUCAUUGGUGGAGGGGCACUGCAGCUGCAGGAGCUGGUGGCCAAUCGGAGCACAGAGGAGCCACCGCAUAGAAGGGUCACCAUCCAAUCACGCGCCACCAAUUUAGGUAACUGAAGAAGUAUGGAGUGGAAUGAUGUGGAAAGAACCUUAAUCAACUUGAUGUUUACUUUUUUAUGUGUAGGUUUCAUUUGUAAUGUCUGCAACUGUUGAUGAUGUACAUUAUGCAGAAUAGAACAAUGUCAAUGUCCCGGAAUCCAGUGGAUUGUAAAGCGUUCUGCAGGUUACAUCAGGAUGUAUUCUGGUGUGAUUCCAACUGUUACUGUUAAUGUGUUGCAUCUGAAAAGGACUCAUGGGUGGGACGUUAACUGUUAAAUGACUCAUGGGUGGGACGUUAACUGUUAAAUGACUCAUGAGUGGGACGUUAACUGUUAAAUGACUCAUGAGUGGGACGUUAACUGUUAAAUGAUUCAUGAGUGGGACGUUAACUGUUAAAUGAUUCAUGAGUGGAACGUUAAGUGUUAAAUGAUUAAUGAGUGGGACGUUUACUGUUAAAUGACUAAUGAGUGGGACGUUAACUGUUAAAUGACUCAUGAGUGGGACGUUAAAUGACUCAUGAGUGGGACGUUAACUGUUAAAUGAUUCAUGAGUGGUACUUUAACUGUUAAAUGAUUCAUGAGUGGGACGUUUACUGUUAAAUGACUCAUGAGUGGGACGUUUACUGUUAAAUUACUCAUGAGUGGGACGUUAAAUGACUCAUGAGUGGGACGUUAACUGUUAAAUGAUUCAUGAGUACGACGUUAACUGUUAAAUGACUCAUGAGUGGGACGUUAACUGUUAAAUGAUUCAUGAGUGGUACUUUAACUGUUAAAUGACUCAUGAGUGGGACGUUUACUGUUAAAUGACUCAUGAGUGGGACGUUUACUGUUAAAUUACUCAUGAGUGGUACGUUAAAUGACUCAUGAGUGGGACGUUAACUGUUAAAUGAUUCAUGAGUGGGACGUUAACUGUUAAAUGAUUCAUGAGUGGGACGUUAACUGUUAAAUGAUUCAUGAGUGGGACGUUAACUGUUAAAUGAUUCAUGAGUGGAACGUUAAGUGUUAAAUGAUUAAUGAGUGGGACGUUUACUGUUAAAUGACUCAUGAGUGGGACGUUUACUGUUAAAUGACUCAUGAGUGGGACGUUAAAUGACUCAUGAGUGGGACGUUAACUGUUAAAUGAUUCAUGAGUGGUACUUUAACUGUUAAAUGAUUCAUGAGUGGGACGUUUACUGUUAAAUGACUCAUGAGUGGUACGUUUACUGUUAAAUUACUCAUGAGUGGGACGUUAAAUGACUCAUGAGUGGGACGUUAACUGUUAAAUGAUUCAUGAGUGGGACGUUAACUGUUAAAUGACUCAUGAGUACGACGUUAACUGUUAAAUGACUCAUGAGUGGGACGUUAACUGUUAAAUGAUUCAUGAGUGGUACUUUAACUGUUAAAUGACUCAUGAGUGGGACGUUUACUGUUAAAUGACUCAUGAGUGGGACGUUAACUGUUAAAUGACUCAUGAGUACGACGUUAACUGUUAAAUGACUCAUGAGUGGGACGUUAACUGUUAAAUGAUUCAUGAGUGGGACGUUAACUGUUAAAUGACUCAUGAGUACGACGUUAACUGUUAAAUGACUCAUGAGUGGGACGUUAACUGUUAAAUGAUUCAUGAGUGGGAGGUUAACUGUUAAAUGACUCAUGAGUGGUACUUUAACUGUUAAAUGACUCAUGAGUUGGACGUUUACUGUUAAAUGACUCAUGAGUGGGACGUUAAAUGACUCAUGAGUGGGACGUUAACUGUUAAAUGAUUCAUGAGUGGGACGUUUACUGUUAAAUGACUCAUGAGUACGACGUUAACUGUUAAAUUACUCAUGAGUGGGACGUUAACUGUUAAAUGAUUCAUGAGUGGGAGGUUAACUGUUAAAUGACUCAUGAGUGGUACUUUAACUGUUAAAUGACUCAUGAGUUGGACGUUAACUGUUAAAUGACUCAUGAGUGGGACGUUAACUGUUAAAUGACUCAUGAGUGGGACGUUAACUGUUAAAUGACUCAUGAGUGGAACGUUUAUUGUUAAAUGACUCAUGAGUUGGACGUUAACUGUUAAAUGACUCAUGAGUGGGACGUUAACUGUUAAAUGAUUCAUGCGUGGUACUUUAACUGUUAAAUGACUCAUGAGUGGAACGUUUAUUGUUAAAGGACUCAUGAGUGGGACGUUAACUGUUAAAUGAUUCAUGAGUGGAACGUUUAUUGUUAAAGGACUCAUGAGUGGGACGUUAACUGUUAAAUGAUUCAUGAGUGGGACGUUAACUGUUAAAUGAUUCAUGAGUGGGACGUUAACUGUUAAAUGAUUCAUGAGUGGGACGUUAACUGUUAAAUGAUUCAUGAGUGGGACGUUUACUGUUAAAUGACUCAUGAGUGGGAUGUUUACUGUUAAAUUCCUCAUGAGUGGGACGUUAAAUGACUCAUGAGUGGGACGUUAACUGUUAAAUGAUUCAUGAGUGGGACGUUAACUGUUAAAUGACUCAUGAGUGGGACGUUAACUGUUAAAUGACUCAUGAGUGGGACGUUAACUGUUAAAUGACUCAUGAGUGGAACGUUUAUUGUUAAAGGACUCAUGAUUGGGACGUUAACUGUUAAAUGACUCAUGAGUGGGACGUUAACUGUUAAAUGACUCAUGCGUGGUACUUUAACUGUUAAAUGACUCAUGAGUGGAACGUUUAUUGUUAAAGGACUCAUGAGUGGGACGUUAACUGUUAAAUGACUCAUGAGUGGAACGUUUAUUGUUAAAGGACUCAUGAGUGGGACGUUAACUGUUAAAUGACUCAUGAGUGGAACGUUUAUUGUUAAAGGACUCAUGAGUGGGAUGUUAACUGUUAAAUGAUUCAUGAGUGGAACGUUUAUUGUUAAAGGACUCAUGAGUGGGACGUUAACUGUUAAAUGAUUCAUGAGUGGGACGUUAACUGUUAAAUGAUUCAUGAGUGGGACGUUAACUGUUAAAUGAUUCAUGAGUGGGACUUUAACUGUUAAAUGAUUCAUGAGUGGGACGUUUACUGUUAAAUGACUCAUGAGUGGGACAAUUACUGUUAAAUUACUCAUGAGUGGGACGUUAAAUGACUCAUGAGUGGGACGUUAACUGUUAAAUGAUUCAUGAGUGGUACUUUAACUGUUAAAUGACUCAUGAGUGGGACGUUAACUGUUAAAUGACUCAUGAGUGGGACGUUAACUUUUAAAUGACUCAUGAGUGGGACGUUAACUGUUAAAUGACUCAUGAGUGGGACGUUAACUGUUAAAUGAUUCAUGAGUGGUACUUUAACUGUUAAAUGACUCAUGAGUGGGACGUUAACUGUUAAAUGACUCAUGAGUGGGACGUUAACUUUUAAAUGACUCAUGAGUGGGACGUUAACUGUUAAAUGAUUCAUGAGUGGGACGUUAACUGUUAAAUGAUACAUGAGUGGGACGUUUACAUGUUAAAUGACUCAUUAGUGGGACGUUUACUGUUAAAUUACUCAUGAGUGGGACGUUAAAUGACUCAUGAGUGGGACGUUAACUGUUAAAUGAUUCAUGAGUGGGACGUUAACUGUUAAAUGACUCAUGAGUGGGACGUUAACUGUUAAAUGAUUCAUGCGUGGUACUUUAGCUGUUAAAUGACUCAUGAGUGGGACGUUAACUGUUAAAUGACUCAUGAGUGGGACGUUAACUGUUAAAUGACUCAUGCGGGGGACGUUAACUGUUAAAUGAUUCAUGAGUGGUACUUUAACUGUUAAAUGACUCAUGAGUUGGACGUUAGCUGUUAAAUGACUCAUGAGUGGGACGUUAACUGUUAAAUUACUCAUGAGUGGGACGUUAAACGACUCAUGAGUGGGACGUUAACUGUUAAAUGAUUCAUGAGUGGGACGUUAACUGUUAAAUGACUCAUGAGUACGACGUUAACUGUUAAAUGACUCAUGAGUGGGACGUUAACUGUUAAAUGAUUCAUGAAUGGUACUUUAACUGUUAAAUGACUCAUGAGUGGGACGUUUACUGUUAAAUGACUCAUGAGUGGGACGUUUACUGUUAAAGUACUCAUGAGUGGUACGUUAAAUGACUCAUGAGUGGGACGUUAACUGUUAAAUGAUUCAUGAGUGGGACGUUAACUGUUAAAUGAUUCAUGAGUGGGACGUUAACUGUUAAAUGAUUCAUGAGUGGUACUUUAACUGUUAAAUGACUCAUGAGUGGGACGUUAACUGUUAAAUGACUCAUGAGUGGGACGUUAACUUUUAAAUGACUCAUGAGUGGGACGUUAACUGUUAAAUGAUUCAUGAGUGGGACGUUAACUGUUAAAUGAUACAUGAGUGGGACGUUUACAUGUUAAAUGACUCAUUAGUGGGACGUUUACUGUUAAAUUACUCAUGAGUGGGACGUUAAAUGACUCAUGAGUGGGACGUUAACUGUUAAAUGAUUCAUGAGUGGGACGUUAACUGUUAAAUGACUCAUGAGUGGGACGUUAACUGUUAAAUGAUUCAUGCGUGGUACUUUAGCUGUUAAAUGACUCAUGAGUGGGACGUUAACUGUUAAAUGACUCAUGAGUGGGACGUUAACUGUUAAAUGACUCAUGCGGGGGACGUUAACUGUUAAAUGAUUCAUGAGUGGUACUUUAACUGUUAAAUGACUCAUGAGUUGGACGUUAGCUGUUAAAUGACUCAUGAGUGGGACGUUAACUGUUAAAUUACUCAUGAGUGGGACGUUAAACGACUCAUGAGUGGGACGUUAACUGUUAAAUGAUUCAUGAGUGGGACGUUAACUGUUAAAUGACUCAUGAGUACGACGUUAACUGUUAAAUGACUCAUGAGUGGGACGUUAACUGUUAAAUGAUUCAUGAAUGGUACUUUAACUGUUAAAUGACUCAUGAGUGGGACGUUUACUGUUAAAUGACUCAUGAGUGGGACGUUUACUGUUAAAGUACUCAUGAGUGGUACGUUAAAUGACUCAUGAGUGGGACGUUAACUGUUAAAUGAUUCAUGAGUGGGACGUUAACUGUUAAAUGAUUCAUGAGUGGGACGUUAACUGUUAAAUGAUUCAUGAGUGGGACGUUAACUGUUAAAUGAUUCAUGAGUGGAACGUUAAGUGUUAAAUGAUUAAUGAGUGGGACGUUUACUGUUAAAUGACUCAUGAGUGGGACGUUUACUGUUAAAUGACUCAUGAGUGGGACGUUAAAUGACUCAUGAGUGGGACGUUAACUGUUAAAUGAUUCAUGAGUGGUACUUUAACUGUUAAAUGAUUCAUGAGUGGGACGUUUACUGUUAAAUGACUCAUGAGUGGUACGUUUACUGUUAAAUUACUCAUGAGUGGGACGUUAAAUGACUCAUGAGUGGGACGUUAACUGUUAAAUGAUUCAUGAGUGGAACGUUUAUUGUUAAAGGACUCAUGAUUGGGACGUUAACUGUUAAAUGACUCAUGAGUGGGACGUUAACUGUUAAAUGACUCAUGCGUGGUACUUUAACUGUUAAAUGACUCAUGAGUGGAACGUUUAUUGUUAAAGGACUCAUGAUUGGGACGUUAACUGUUAAAUGACUCAUGAGUGGAACGUUUAUUGUUAAAGGACUCAUGAGUGGGACGUUAACUGUUAAAUGACUCAUGAGUGGAACGUUUAUUGUUAAAGGACUCAUGAGUGGGAUGUUAACUGUUAAAUGAUUCAUGAGUGGAACGUUUAUUGUUAAAGGACUCAUGAGUGGGACGUUAACUGUUAAAUGAUUCAUGAGUGGGACGUUAACUGUUAAAUGAUUCAUGAGUGGGACGUUAACUGUUAAAUGAUUCAUGAGUGGGACGUUAACUGUUAAAUGAUUCAUGAUUGGGACGUUAACUGUUAAAUGAUUCAUGAGUGGGACGUUAACUGUUAAAUGAUUCAUGAGUGGGACUUUAACUGUUAAAUGAUUCAUGAGUGGGACGUUUACUGUUAAAUUACUCAUGAGUGGGACAAUUACUGUUAAAUUACUCAUGAGUCAUUUAACGUCCCACUCAUGAGUAAUUUAACAGUAAUUGUCCCACUCAUGAGUCAUUUAACAGUUAAAGUACCACGCAUGAGUCAUUUAACAGUUAAUGUCCCACUCAUGAGUCAUUUAACAGUUAACGUCCCAAUCAUGAGUCCUUUAACAUUUACUGUUAAAUUACUCAUGAGUGGGACGUUAAAUGACUCAUGAGUGGAACUUUAAGUGUUAAAUGACUCAUGAGUGGGACGUUUACUGUUAAAUGACUCAUGAGUGGGACGUUAACUGUUAAAUGACUCAUGAGUACGACGUUAACUGUUAAAUGACUCAUGAGUGGGACGUUAACUGUUAAAUGAUUCAUGAGUGGGACGUUAACUGUUAAAUGACUCAUGAGUACGACGUUAACUGUUAAAUGACUCAUGAGUGGGACGUUAACUGUUAAAUGAUUCAUGAGUGGGAGGUUAACUGUUAAAUGACUCAUGAGUGGUACUUUAACUGUUAAAUGACUCAUGAGUUGGACGUUUACUGUUAAAUGACUCAUGAGUGGGACGUUAAAUGACUCAUGAGUGGGACGUUAACUGUUAAAUGAUUCAUGAGUGGGACGUUAACUGUUAAAUGACUCAUGAGUACGACGUUAACUGUUAAAUUACUCAUGAGUGGGACGUUAACUGUUAAAUGAUUCAUGAGUGGGAGGUUAACUGUUAAAUGACUCAUGAGUGGUACUUUAACUGUUAAAUGACUCAUGAGUUGGACGUUAACUGUUAAAUGACUCAUGAGUGGGACGUUAACUGUUAAAUGACUCAUGAGUGGGACGUUAACUGUUAAAUGACUCAUGAGUGGAACGUUUAUUGUUAAAUGACUCAUGAGUUGGACGUUAACUGUUAAAUGACUCAUGAGUGGGACGUUAACUGUUAAAUGAUUCAUGAGUGGGACGUUAACUGUUAAAUGAUUCAUGAGUGGGACGUUAACUGUUAAAUGAUUCAUGAGUGGGACGUUUACUGUUAAAUGACUCAUGAGUGGGACGUUAACUGUUAAAUGAUACAUGAGUGGGACGUUUACUGUUAAAUGACUCAUUAGUGGGACGUUUACUGUUAAAUUACUCAUGAGUGGGACGUUAAAUGAUUCAUGAGUGGUACUUUAACUGUUAAAUGACUCAUGAGUGGGACGUUAACUGUUAAAUGACUCAUGAGUGGGACGUUAACUGUUAAAUGAUUCAUGAGUGGGACGUUAACUGUUAAAUGAUACAUGAGUGGGACGUUUACUGUUAAAUGACUCAUUAGUGGGACGUUUACUGUUAAAUUACUCAUGAGUGGGACGUUAAAUGACUCAUGAGUGGGACGUUAACUGUUAAAUGAUUCAUGAGUGGGACGUUAACUGUUAAAUGACUCAUGAGUGGGACGUUAACUGUUAAAUGACUCAUGAGUGGGACGUUAACUGUUAAAUGACUCAUGAGUGGGACGUUAACUGUUAAAUGACUCAUGAGUGGAACGUUUAUUGUUAAAGGACUCAUGAUUGGGACGUUAACUGUUAAAUGACUCAUGAGUGGGACGUUAACUGUUAAAUGACUCAUGCGUGGUACUUUAACUGUUAAAUGACUCAUGAGUGGAACGUUUAUUGUUAAAGGACUCAUGAGUGGGACGUUAACUGUUAAAUGACUCAUGAGUGGAACGUUUAUUGUUAAAGGACUCAUGAUUGGGACGUUAACUGUUAAAUGACUCAUGAGUGGAACGUUUAUUGUUAAAGGACUCAUGAGUGGGACGUUAACUGUUAAAUGACUCAUGAGUGGAACGUUUAUUGUUAAAGGACUCAUGAGUGGGAUGUUAACUGUUAAAUGAUUCAUGAGUGGAACGUUUAUUGUUAAAGGACUCAUGAGUGGGACGUUAACUGUUAAAUGAUUCAUGAGUGGGACGUUAACUGUUAAAUGAUUCAUGAGUGGGACGUUAACUGUUAAAUGAUUCAUGAGUGGGACGUUAACUGUUAAAUGAUUCAUGAUUGGGACGUUAACUGUUAAAUGAUUCAUGAGUGGGACGUUAACUGUUAAAUGAUUCAUGAGUGGGACUUUAACUGUUAAAUGAUUCAUGAGUGGGACGUUUACUGUUAAAUGACUCAUGAGUGGGACGUUUACUGUUAAAUUACUCAUGAGUGGGACGUUAAAUGACUCAUGAGUGGGACGUUAACUGUUAAAUGAUUCAUGAGUGGUACUUUAACUGUUAAAUGACUCAUGAGUGGGACGUUAACUGUUAAAUGACUCAUGAGUGGGACGUUAACUUUUAAAUGACUCAUGAGUGGGACGUUAACUGUUAAAUGAUUCAUGAGUGGGACGUUAACUGUUAAAUGAUACAUGAGUGGGACGUUUACAUGUUAAAUGACUCAUUAGUGGGACGUUUACUGUUAAAUUACUCAUGAGUGGGACGUUAAAUGACUCAUGAGUGGGACGUUAACUGUUAAAUGUUUCAUGAGUGGGACGUUAACUGUUAAAUGACUCAUGAGUGGGACGUUAACUGUCAAAUGACUCAUGAGUCGGACGUUAACUGUUAAAUGACUCAUGAGUGGGACGUUAACUGUUAAAUGAUUCAUGCGUGGUACUUUAGCUGUUAAAUGACUCAUGAGUGGGACGUUAACUGUUAAAUGACUCAUGAGUGGGACGUUAACUGUUAAAUGACUCAUGCGGGGGACGUUAACUGUUAAAUGAUUCAUGAGUGGUACUUUAACUGUUAAAUGACUCAUGAGUUGGACGUUAGCUGUUAAAUGACUCAUGAGUGGGACGUUAACUGUUAAAUUACUCAUGAGUGGGAGGUUAACUGUUAAAUGACUCAUGAGUGGGACGUUAACUAUUAAAUGACUCAUGAGUGGGACGUUAACUGUUAAAGGACUCAUGAGUGGGACGUUAACUGUUAAAUGAUUUAUGAGUGGGACGUUAACUGUUAAAUGAUUCAUGAGUGGGACGUUUACUGUUAAAGAACUCAUGAGUGGGACGUUAUCUGUUAGGACUCAUGUUACCUGCACUUCACAUAGAUCUUAUUGUUUGAAACCAAACCAAAAUGCUCACAUUGUGGAAGAUUCUCUCAUAAGCUUCAAAAUAGUAUUACAAAUCAAGAGGGUAUAAAUAUCUAUUCUAUAUUUUGAGACAAAAUAGAGGUGAAUGUGAUUUACACAUUAUGGAUAGAAAGGAUUUUGUGUAAAUCAUGUGUUGAUGUCAAUGGGAAGAUUUAGGAUGUGUGUGUAUUCACCUGAAUUAAAAUUAUAAUACUUAUUUUAUCAUUCUCAUCUGAGCUGGCUGAAUAUUUAUACUGUUUUAUAGCUUUUUAUUCAUAGCUUUUAUGAUUAUUAUGACUGGCAAUAAUACAUUUUUACUCAACAGAUUAUUAGUAAAAAGAUAGAUCUUACAGUGUCGAGGCUCAGACUGUCAGUAUUCAUACAGUAUAUUGAAUGUGUGUGUGUGAGAGUGUGUAUAUUUACUUGAAUGCAUGUGUGUACGUGUGUGUGAGAGAGAGAGUGAGAGGGAGGGAGAUAUAUAUAUACGUGUCAAAAGUUUAUUUUGACUAUUUUCUACAUUCUAGAAUAAUAGUGAAGACAUCAAAACUAUGAAAUAACACAUUUGGAAUCAUGUAGUAACCAAAGAAGUGUUAAACAAAUAUAUUUAUGGAGGCCAGGUCAUCUGAUACAGCAGUCCAUCAUUCUUGAUCAAAUAGCCCUUUCACAGCCUGGAGGUGUGUUGGGUCAUUGUCCUGUCGAAAAACAAAUGAUAGUCCCACUAAACCAGAUGGGAUGGUGUAUCGCUGCAGAAUGCUGUGGUAGCCAUGCUGGUUAAGUGUGCCUUGAAUUCUAAAUAAAUCAUAGACAGUGUCACCAGCAAAGCAUCCUCCCCCCACCAUCACACCUCCUCUUCCAUGCUUCACGGUGGGACCAACACAUGCAGAGGUCAUCCGUUCACCUACUCUGCUUCUCACAAAGACACUGCAGUUGGAACCAAAAAUCUCAAAUUUUGACUCAUCAGACCAAUGGACAGAUUUCCACCAGUCUAAUGUCCAUUGCUCGUGUUUCUUGGCCCAAGCAAGUCCCUUCUUAUUAUUGGUGUCCUUCAGUAAUGGUUUCUUUGCAGCAAUUCAACCAUGAAGGCAUGAUUCACACAGUCUCCUCUGAACAGUUGAUGUUGAGAUGUGUCUGUUACUUGAACUCAGGGAAACAUUAUUUGGGCUGCAGUCUGAUGUGCAGUUAACUCUAAUGAACUUAUCCUCUGUAGCAGAGAAAACUCUGGGUCUUCCUUUCCUGUGGCAGUCCUCAUGAGAGCCAUGUCUUAAAGUCAUGAUGGACUGUCGUUUCUCUUUGCUUAUUUGAGCUCUUCUUGCCAUAAUAUGGACUUGGUCUUUUACCAAAUAGGACUAUCUUCUGUAUACCACCCCAACCUUGUCACAACACAACUGAUUGGCUCAAAUGCAAUUAAGAAGGAAAUAAAUUCCACAAAUUAACUUUGAACAAGGCACACCUGUUAAUUGAAAUGCAUUCCAGGUGACUACCUCAUGAUGCUGGUUGAGGAAAUGCCAUCAAGGCAAAGGGUGGCUACUUUGAAGAAUCUCAAAUAUAAAAUAUAUUUUGAUUUGUUUAACACUUUUUUUGUUACGACAUGAUUCCAUAUGUGUUAUUUCAUAGUUGUGAUGUCUUCACUAUUAUUCUACAAUGUAGAAAAUAGUAAAAAUAAAGAAAAACCCUUGAAUGAGUAGGUGUGUCCAGACUUUUGACUGGUACUGUAUAUAUAUCAGUAGAGCCUGCUGAGGGGAGAACGACUCAUAAUAAUGACUGGAAUUAAGUGAAUGGAAUGGUAUCAAGAACAUGGUUUCAUGUGUUUGAUACCACUCCAUUCCAGUUGCUAUUAUGAGCCGUCCUCCCCUCAGCAGCCUCCACUGAUAUAUAUCUAGAGAGAGUCCAGUCCAGUCCAAUCUGUUGCUCGGAGGUCUGGCUGUAACAACCAUGCUUUCUGUUCUGUCUGUGCUGAAUGAUCUGGUUGUAAAAUACAGUUGUCUUAUACCUUACAACACUUGACUGACUGUAGACUGUAGCAUCUCCCUCAUUUAGACUUUGCCAUGCUGGCAGAAUGUUUGUAAACGUCAUGAGAAAAAGGAAUAAACAAUUCAACAGUUCCA
Messenger RNA from Salvelinus fontinalis (brook trout), 13673 nucleotides. RefSeq names its product tripartite motif-containing protein 46-like. Lineage: Eukaryota; Metazoa; Chordata; Actinopteri; Salmoniformes; Salmonidae. The transcript is spliced from 12 exons. The record is from RefSeq and is a predicted model, not a curated record. Gene Ontology annotation, molecular function: zinc ion binding; protein binding. Bases 321 to 2657 code for a protein of 778 amino acids.